AUGUGUGCUGCCAUUUUGAAAGAGCAUCAGCAUGGGAAAUCGAGGGUGAGGCUAGGGAGAACAUGGCGAGAGGGAGAUGUCCACCAUUUCGUGGAGUGGACCGUGCACACGAUGCUGGAGUCUGAUAUGGCCCAUGCAUUCCUGGAUGGCAGUAACACAGAUAUGACUGCGACGGACACGCAGAAGAACACGGUGUACUACAUUGCCAAGCAGUGCAACAAGAGAUGCAGCCCAGAAGAGUAUGCCAUCGCCCUUGCCCGGCACUUUGUGGCCACCUACCCGAAGGUGAGCAAAGCAAAGGUGUGGGUGGAGCAAGCACCAUGGGAGCGGUGUCAAGUGGAUGGCCAGCCUCAUAAUCAUGGGUUUGCUCACACUGGGGCCGAGAUCCGGACGACAUUUGUAACAGCAGAUGACCAGGGAAACACAGCUGUCACAGCAGGUUUGAAGGGCUACAAGGUCCUGAAAACAACCCAGUCUGGCUAUGAGGGCUACUUGCAUGACCAGUACACCCUCCUGCCUGAGACCAGGGACAGGAUCAUGGCCACAUCUAUUGCAGCCACCUGGAAGUACUCAGGCCCAGUCAACUAUGAUGCAGCAUAUGCAGCAGUGAAGGAGGCUCUGCAGACAGCAUUCUGGGGUCCGCCAAAGUCAGGAGUCUACAGCCCCUCAGUACAAUACACCCUCUUUCAGAUGGGCAAACUCGCUCUGGCCAGGGCCCCACAAGUGGAGUCUAUCUACCUGAACAUGCCAAACCUGCACUUCCUUCCUUGCAAUACAGUGACCAGCAAGUUUGAAGAUGAUGUGUACAUCGCCACGAGUGAGCCUCAUGGGAACAUUGAGGCCACCAUCACUAGGGGGGACAUCGAGCCGCACUGCAAGCUUUGAGACCUUCAUUUACCCGCACCUUCACAUUGGUUGACCAAGAUUCAAUUGACAUAAGGCUUGGAACACCGGUCAAUGGUACCAUUUAAAGGGUCCAGCGAGGGUGUUGACGCUCAUCAAGAUGAGGCCGCAUCAUACCUGAUGGGACGAGCAAAGCUGAGUCCCACGGUAAUAUACAUUAAUUUUGCACUGUUGUGGAUAAGACCAUUUCAAUUUGUAUGCUACAUCUGUACCAUAUGCGAGUCUACCAAAUGUGAAUUUGACGGGAAAAACAGAGAAGGCCCUAAGGCGGGACUUUUCAUAUGAUCAGGGAACCCAUUGUCCCAGUGAUGCCAGAAAAUCCCGCUUAGAAUCUAGAUUAUGAGGAUGAAUGAGUGUGCAUUGGCACCAUUCAUGAAUUGACCCAAGCGAGCUCUGUACAUAUGUAUACAGUAUAUGAUUUUGCUUGCAAGGCUUUUAGCUCCAAGGUCUGCAACUAAUUGCAGGUUCACAAUGCAAACUUCUGUCGUCUUUGUUUUGCAACAGAGCAGAG
Molecule: messenger RNA, 1414 nt
Organism: Coccomyxa subellipsoidea C-169
Lineage: Eukaryota; Viridiplantae; Chlorophyta; Trebouxiophyceae; Coccomyxaceae
Product: urate oxidase II
Exons: 9
Coding region: 1-885 (294 amino acids)
Biological process (GO): purine nucleobase catabolic process; urate catabolic process
Cellular component (GO): peroxisome
Molecular function (GO): urate oxidase activity
Source: RefSeq, a predicted model, not a curated record